Zootermopsis nevadensis is the source of this 1960-nucleotide messenger RNA. Its product is annotated as apoptosis regulatory protein Siva. The record is from RefSeq and is a predicted model, not a curated record. Gene Ontology annotation, biological process: extrinsic apoptotic signaling pathway. NCBI's taxonomy places the organism in Eukaryota, Metazoa, Arthropoda, Insecta, Blattodea, Termopsidae. Gene Ontology annotation, molecular function: CD27 receptor binding.
GCUAGGUUUUUAUUAUUAAAGUUUCGGGCCUGGAUGUGAUCCUCGGUGCAAGAAAUAUUUUUAGGGCCCUCAAUAUAGAGGUUGUAUGUAUGUGACAAUGAGUAAUGUGGGUGAAGUGUUUUUUUUUUAUAAUUAGAUUUCCAUUUGCAUAUUUUUUACAAGGAUAAAUUUAAACUGUUAUAAUGCCGAAGAGACUCUGUCCUUUCGAAUACGAUAUGAUACCUCAAAAGAAAGUACAUAUUAGCGACAAAGAAGUCUGUGAUGAGGAAUAUGGGAAGUCAGUGAUUGGGCUUUAGGACAAAAAAUUUUUGGCAUUCCUUCUGUUGUGCCAAACGUUGUCCCUGUCAGCAAUUUUCCUGUUGUAGGAAUUGGUUCAGGUGUGAAGUGCCCUAAUUAUUCUUGUACAGCUUGUGACCAACAUCCUCCACUCUUCCUCCAUGCUGCAUAAUGUCACCAUGUGUGUCAGAUCACCUGUGGCAUCUUUAUAUUGCUUUGCUAUAUAAGACAAUCAAAAUGUUGUUUGUAGGAGCCAAAAGAGUUGUGAAUGUGGCAGAGUCAAGAGUUACUGCAAGACAACAUUUGGAUUCUCCAGGUCUAAAACAUAAUUAUAAACAAAUGUUCCUGGAUAGUCGGUGCCAAUUGCAAUCUUGGGGCACUGUUAAGCCAGCCCAAAAGUUUCACUGCCAGGGCUGCAACCACCCAAUCAAGGAGAUUCAGUCCCAGUGUACAUUCUGCGAGAAAUUCCUUUGUACACAUUGCAUUGUGACAUGUGCCAAGUGCAAUGAAGAAUUCUGUAAUGCUUGCUCACUUGUCAUAUAUACUAAUGUUGAAGAUGAACACCUGUGUUUGGGCUGCUGCAGUUAACAACAUAUGAACAUUUAAAACAGUUUUGUUGGUGAUAGCAUCAGCAUGCUGGAAAUAAGAGAGAUGUAGGCUGAGUAAAAAGAAUUGGCCAGCUAAUGAAUGAUUGCUGACUGGGGGUUGAGAUUGAUGCUGUCUGUUUACGUCUACUACAGAAGUCUACCAGCGGAAAGCAACACAGGAAGAAGGAUCAUCAGCUGAUGGAAUAAUGUUUACAUGACUGUAUAUGUACAAUAUUAUUUAUACUCAGGCAAUAUGUGCUCAUCACUGGUAUGUCACCAUUUUUGAAGAGGCUGAAUAAUGUGUAUGCUAGGCAUAUUUUAUGUAUUUUUAACCACAGUAACAUCUAAUAUUUUAUACAUCUGUAAUGGGUAGGUAGGAAAUCAGCAUAACCUCAAAGCUUUCCUUUUCUUCCAUCAUUAAACAGAACUUGGGCCAGCUAUGUCUGUGAUGGUGUGCAGUUAAGUGUAUUUUCGUUGCAGGAAUAUGAAUUUUGCUUUACAAACUACAGUGAUAUGUUCAGAAAUGAAAUUUCAAACAUCCAAGUGAUAUGAAUAUACAAGUCAGCUUUGAACUUAACCAAAUGGAAACCAAAAGAAAAUGGAUUAAAGGUAUAAAAUGUGCCUGUCUGUUGCUGCAAUUUCAGUCAUACAGUAUUUUUUUUUACACUAUCUUACUGGAUGUUUAAUCCAAGAGAGCGUCUGUAAACUGUCUCUUUCUGAAAGUCCUUUUAUCCUAGCUGAGAAUUUUCUCAGAGUAGUAAAAUUGUUAUUAUUGUCUGUAUAGUAUUAAGGGCUUCAACUGUUAAAGUGUUCUGUUUCUGCUAUGUAUAACUAAGCAUCAUUACCACUUUCUUAAGUUGUGAAUUUUAUACCCAAAGAUAUUAACAUUUGCAUGUUACUGUUAAUUUUGCCUCUACAUAACAAGACUGAAUUUAUCAUCUCGAGUAUAUAAACUCCUUUAUUCCAAUGUCAUCUGUCACAGGCACAAAUAUAAUAAUCACAGUUUUAUGCAUGCCCAUGUUUCUGUGUUUUUUUUUAUAAUACAUUUUAUAAGGUGAUGGGAGAGAGGAAGAUAAUAAAUUUAAUGUUUAUAUAAA